Molecule: messenger RNA, 384 nt
Organism: Aricia agestis (brown argus)
Lineage: Eukaryota; Metazoa; Arthropoda; Insecta; Lepidoptera; Lycaenidae
Exons: 1
Coding region: 1-384 (127 amino acids)
Source: RefSeq, a predicted model, not a curated record
AUGUUGCAGAUGUUGACCGGGCAUGGCUGCUUCGGUCAUUACCUGCACCAUAGGGCCAGAAGGGAACCAACGCCUCGCUGCCACCACUGCCCGGACACAGACGAUGAUACGGCGCAGCAUACGCUCGUGGCCUGCCCAGCCUGGGUCGAGCAGUGCGCGGAACUCUGCGCCGUACUUGGACUUGACCUCACUAUCCCGGCCAUACUGUCAUCCAUGGUCCGGUCGAGAGAAGCUUUUGAAGUGGUUUCCACCCUCUGCGAAUCCGUUCUAUUGCAGAAGGAGGCUGCCGAGAGGGAUCGGGAGGCCCAAGAGGACGCGGACCCCAUGAGAAGAAGGCGUGGAGGGCGUAGGCGCGCUCAGUACGAGCGCCAACUCCCGCCUUAG